Messenger RNA from Daphnia magna, 1004 nucleotides. RefSeq names its product protein lin-7 homolog C (gene veli). Lineage: Eukaryota; Metazoa; Arthropoda; Branchiopoda; Diplostraca; Daphniidae. The transcript has 5 exons. Gene Ontology annotation, molecular function: protein binding. The record is from RefSeq and is a predicted model, not a curated record. Gene Ontology annotation, biological process: neurotransmitter secretion; maintenance of epithelial cell apical/basal polarity; protein localization to basolateral plasma membrane. The coding region runs from base 128 to 730 and encodes 200 amino acids. Gene Ontology annotation, cellular component: basolateral plasma membrane; synapse; cell-cell junction.
CGACGGCGGACAAAGUAUGCCAGGGCGGAGCCUAUAUUUUGACAGCAAGUUUUUUUGUGUUUUGCUCUGGAAAUUUAGCUGUUCUUAACCCAAAUUUCACAGUCAUCUUAAUUAUACCAAAAUAUCAAUGAUGGCUACUACGACUAUAAACGAGCAAUUAUCUCUAGACAAAGAUAUAAAUCGAGCUGUGGAACUGUUAGAAAAAUUGAUGAAAAGUGGAGAGGUUCCAACGGCAAAAUUGUCUGCCUUGCAUAAGGUGUUGCAGAGUGAUUUUCUUAGGGCUGUGAGAGAAGUUUACGAACAUGUAUAUGAGACAGUGGAAAUGGGUGGUUCACCUGAUGUUCGAGCUUCUGCCACAGCCAAAGCUACAAUUGCAGCCUUUGCUGCAAGUGAAGGUCAUGCCCAUCCACGGGUAGUAGAGCUUCCAAAAACUGAUGAGGGCCUUGGGUUCAAUGUAAUGGGAGGAAGAGAGCAAAAUUCACCAAUCUACAUAUCAAGAAUCAUUCCUGGUGGUGUGGCAGACAGACAUGGUGGUCUCAAACGUGGAGACCAAUUGCUCUCUGUUAAUGGAGUGUCGGUAGAGGGAGAAAACCACGAGAAAGCAGUUGAACUCCUCAAAGCUGCUCAUGGUUCAGUGAAACUAGUUGUUCGCUACACACCAAAGAUAUUGGAAGAGAUGGAAAUGCGUUUCGACAAACAAAGAACGACGCGCCGGAGACAACCAUAUUGACUUUAUUCGAGCAAACUUCAGCUAAAAACACUAUCAUCUGCAUCGCAAAUACUGCAUUAUUAAUAGUUUAACCAUUUCCCCAUCCUGAUCUGUUUUUAAAAAUCCUCAAAAUUGUGUAGCUGUAUUCAUUUUGAAAUUGAGCAACUGUGACAAAAACGGUCAAACGUUUGUCAAUUGUUUUGUAGAGAACAAUUUCCUUGAGUUAUCUUUGCUGUUGUUUUCGUGUUUGCAGGAACACAAGUUUCCAGAAAUAAAAAAUAGUCGAUAAUCCUAA